Haemonchus placei is the source of this 1101-nucleotide messenger RNA. The record is from the annotation of a GenBank genome assembly. Lineage: Eukaryota; Metazoa; Nematoda; Chromadorea; Rhabditida; Trichostrongylidae.
AUGACCAUAGAACAAAACACCAGGCGAGAAAGAGAUCUCAUUCAUCCGAAUACAAUUUGGAUUCACAGUCAUGCAGCAAAGUUUGAGCCGAAAAAGAACUUGGUUAGAUUGAGGAAUGGUGAUGAGAUCACGUAUGAUUAUAUGGUUCUGGCCACCGGUCUGCAGCUACGAUGGGACAUGGUCAAAGGCCUUCCGGAGGCUCUCGAAACUCCUGGUGUCACUUCCAACUACUCUCCAUUUCAUUGCACGAAAACCUUCAAGGAGCUCAGCACUGUCACGUCUGGCAACUGUAUAUUUACCUUCCCAAACACACCAAUCAAAUGCGCUGGAGCUCCACAGAAAGUGUGUUACUAUGGUGAGGACAUUGUAAGCAGACGUGGUUACCGUGACAAGACGCAUUUCAUCUACGCUACCUCUUUAGCAAGGCUUUUUGGAAUAGAAGCAUAUUUGAAGUCGCUGAAUGCAGUUGCCAAAGCGAAGAACAUCGAUGUGCGAACGAGACAUAAUUUGAUUGAAGUAGAUACUGAGAACAAAAUUGCCAAGUUCGAGUUACUUGACGAGAACUGCGUACCAAAUGGAAAAGUCUCGGAAAUACCGUAUUCAUUGCUCCACAUUGCACCACCGUGCUCCACUCCGCAGGCGGUACGAGAAUGUCGAGAGUUGACCGAUGAAAAAGGCUGGGUUGAUGUGGAUCCUCUGACAUUACGUUCAAAACAUUUUGCAAACGUAUUCGCCGCGGGAGAUUGCAUGAAUACGGGCAAUGCUAAAACGGCCGCUGCAGUAUCGAGCCAUCUGAAAACGCUUGAGAAGAAUCUCACAGCUGCUCUAGAAGGGAGAGAACCUCUAGCACAUUACGACGGCUAUGCUUCUUGCCCGUUGGUUAUCAGUAGAAGUAAAGCCAUCCUCGCCGAGUUCAGUGCAGACGGACAGCGAAUGGAGACGUCACCUCUUGAUCAAAGCGUACCCAGGCGGCUUGCAUGGUACAUGAAGCGCUACUUGAUGCCGUUCCUCUAUUGGCGAUUUCUUGUCAAGGGACGAUGGAAUGGACCAGCUACAGUUCGGAAAAUACUGCAUCUGGGAUUUGUUCCAAAGGCGAAGUAG